This is a messenger RNA of Maylandia zebra (zebra mbuna), 4509 nucleotides long. Lineage: Eukaryota; Metazoa; Chordata; Actinopteri; Cichliformes; Cichlidae. The record is from RefSeq and is a predicted model, not a curated record.
GCUGUAGCAUGCUAGCCGAGCUAGCUAGCCAAGAUGGAGCCACUGCUGAGGCUGGCUUGUGUUGGCGUGUGAUGGACAGAGCUGCAUGAAUGGAUGUACUGCAGAGGGCUGUGGGACAAAGUAACGUUAUAUUCAGGCAGCCUGUUAAGGAUUAAUGAGAGGAUUUAAUGUUUGCAUCCAACGUGGCUCAUUGCAGUUUAAUAGGUUGUAGUUUCCCUUUUAUUACUUCUAGGAUUUACUAAAUUCCUAGCUUGUAAUGUGCGUUGGCUAAACGUAGCUACUUGUUGUGGACUGUGAGGCGCCAAGCUAGGAUGCAUUGGACAGUGUACAAGAAUAUAUUCCUGGCGUUAAUUAAUGUUUAGUUAAUGGUAAACCAGAUAUCUUCUGUAUCCAUUUAUAUAGUUUAAUUGGCAUAAUUUUAACCCUUGUGCGGUGUUCAAGGUUUUCAGUGUUUAGAAAGAGAAAAAAUAUUCUUCCUUCCUUCUUUGCUUACAAUAACGUAACAAUGGAAGCUUGCCCCAUGUAUAUCUUGGAUAACAUAUUUUCGGAUAAAAAUGUUUUUCCACCCAUAUUUUCUGAUAGAUUUUUCUUCAUUACAUUCUGUCACUAAAACCAGUAUCACGUUUCUUCAUUACUGUGCUCUUACAGGUGUUUUCCAUGUAUGUCAGUACUGCUUGGAUUUGAGAUCAAGUAUCUUUGCAUUAGUCGUCAUGGCUGUAUUGAUUAAAUAAAGCGUAAUCUCACACCAAACAAGGGUUAAACGAUAAACGGACCGUACUUUGCAGUCGGUCUUGCAGGAGUUCUAAAAACAAAAUGAAACACUUUUCUAAAGGAACAAAAUAAUUUAGCACAUAUACUCGAUAAUAAAACACUUUCGAGAUUAACUCGAGAUUAGAUUUUAUUUAAAAAGAAACUGAGUGCAAUACUGCGCUCGUUAAUUUUGAUUAUCGCAGUUAUGAGUGGACAGACGUCCUAAAUGAAGUGUUUUCUUUUUUAGUAGCUUCCAGCCGUUUGGAUACAAACAUUAAUUGGCAAAUAAUAUAACCCGAUUUAGUCCCAUAGUUGGGAUUAAUUGGAAGUGUAAUACAUUAUUACAGCAGCAGAUUAGAAUAGAAUAAAUAGAUGCAGCAUAACCUGUAACAUUGGUGCUGUGCAAUGUUAGAAAAACAUGUAUAAUACACGCUUGAAGAAGCAUAAUUUAAAUGUAUGUAUGUGUGUGUAAAUAUAUCAGCUGUCAGGUCUGACUGCAGUUUCUUGCAGCCCUGCCGUUUUAUAAAUAUUUUAUCCUGACAGCUGGUUGUGUAAAAUUUGAAGCUCUGAGCCUUUUUUUUUUUCAUUUUUUUAACAAGUUGAGCUUUAGAGUAAGAGUGAAUUUGUGUGGUGAGCUUGUGGGUGUAUGUGUGAUGAGAUAUGAUAUCAAAUUCUUCCCAUACUUUUGUUGCAUACAGACUGAACAAUUGUGGCCCCUUUAUUUUAUUCAUUAAGGUUCAGUGUAUCUUUGCCAGCCUACAUCAAUCUGCAAAGGAGUUGCAGAAAAGCCUCAUGUUCAUCGAGCCGUGUGCGCGAGAAAACUGUUCCCAUUUAUACUUUUCUACAGCGGGUUUAAAAUUCUGCAGCUGAGGUCUUGAAGAUGCAGAAGGGUACAGUAUGUGGUGCAAGUCGCAGUGUGUAUAACCUAAAUUUUUUUCCUUGGAUUACUUUUGCAUCCUUGUUUUGAAUUUCCUUUGAAUGUUCACAGUUAUAAAUAAAGGCUUGGCUGGAACAUUUGAUUUUAAAAAUGUAAAUCUAUUUAUAGUUGUAGUGGCCAUCUUCCAUUUUCUAAUGAAAAUGAUACAGCAUUAAGGUAGCAGCUGUACUUGACACGACUUAACUGAAACCUAAAUUGUAUUAUUAUAAUGUUAUGUUACACCGCUCCCAGCCCAAUCCUUUGACCCUCAUUAUAGAGUGGGCGUUGAGCCUUAUAAAAAGUUAACUGAGUUGAGGCUCUGAUAAUAACCCAUUUGAGGCUUGGGUAAGGUAAGCACUAAGAAUAAGAACAAAGUAACACACACAUACAAAGCAACCUUUAUUACUGCAUUAAUACAUUAGUAUAGUCCAGUAGAGGCACAUUUACUCUACUAAUGGAUACCUGUAAGGUUACAUUAAUAAAGUACAAUGAAAACCCUGACAAGCAGCAAUAUACAAAUAGCUUUUACUCAUUUGGAUAGGUACAAAGUAUUUAAAUGGAACUGUGGUAUGUAGUACAAUUACAUUAAUAUGUAUUGAAGCACUGGAUACCUCGCCACUGUUAUCGAGUAUGUGAGGGCUGUCUCACUGGUUCUUCUUUUGGGCUGUUUCAGGGGAUGAGACGCGGCAGAGGGUCAAGUUCACUGACGAACGAGUCUGCAAAAGUCACCUUCUCAACUGCUGCCCACAUGACAUCCUCUCUGGAACUCGCAUGGACCUGGGGGAGUGCACUAAGAUCCAUGACCUGGCACUUCGGGCUGAUUAUGAAAUUGCCUCCAAGGAGAGAGAUCUUUUCUUUGAGCUUGAUGCAGUGGAUCACCUAGAGUCUUUUAUUGUGGACUGUGAUCGGAGGACAGAACUGGCCAAGAAGCGCCUGGCUGAGACCCAAGAAGAGAUCAGUGCAGAGGUGGCAGCAAAGGCAGAGAAGGUGCAUGAGCUAAAUGAGGAAAUAGGAAAGCUCCUGGCCAAGGCUGAACAGCUCGGAGCUGAGGGCAAUGUGGAUGAGGCUCAGAAAGUCCUGCAAGAGGUGGAGAAGGUCCGCACGAAGAAGAAGGAUGCAGAGGAAGAAUACAGAAACUCCAUGCCAGCCUCAAGCUUUCAGCAGCAGAAGCUUCGGGUGUGUGAGGUGUGCUCUGCUUACCUUGGUCUCCAUGACAACGACCGUCGUUUGGCUGACCAUUUUGGCGGGAAGCUUCACCUCGGCUUCAUUCAGAUCAGAGAAAAACUGGACCAGCUAAAGAAAACUGUGGUCGAGAAGCAAGAGAAGAGGAAUCAGGAGCGCUUAAAGAGACGAGAAGAAAGGGAGAAGGAGGAAAGGAUGAGGAGGAGGACAAGAUCAAGGAGCAGAGAGCACAGAAGGUCCCGUUCUCGUGACCGCAGAAGGAGACGCUCACGCUCUUCGUCACGAGACAGGCGCCGUUCCCGCUCACGCUCCAGGGAGAGGAGGAGACGGCAUCGCAGCCGAUCCCGCUCACGCAGCCGAGGACACCGUCACAGCCACGAGCAGAGCUCCAGACACAAGUCGUCCAGAGAUCGAGAGCGCUCGUCCAGGGACCGUGACCGCUCAUCCAGAGACCGGUCACGGGAGCGAGACAGAAGGGAUGGUAUGAACGGCAGGUCGGACUCGCGCAGGGCAGACGACAGAGACGUGGGGGACCUCUGAAGACCAAACUCCAUCCAUGACCACAACACCACAGCCUCCUCCCGUCUGUCCAUUUAUAAUAUCCUAAUGUUAAACACUUUGGCUCGACACCCCACCCCUCUGUUUUCCCGCCUGCCUCCUUUCUUUGCUUUAGUGCAGCCAGAGUGCACACAUACUAUCAAGUAUAGAAUUGAGUUUUUUUGUUUAGUUGUUGUUGUUUUUUUCCUUUCUUUUUUUUUUUUUUUUUUUUUUUUUUUUUUUAUAGCAUCAGAUACAUCAGAUUUUUGGGGAUUUGGCAGGUUAUUGGUCAGUAGUGGAGUGUACUCUUAAUACCCACAUCUGUAACUCGGUGACUUGUCUGUAUCCAGUCCAUCCCUCGUCUUGUUACUGCCCUGAAAUGUGUCCACUAGAAAAGGCAAACUGAUCUGCUGGACUGGAGCAUAAAAAUGUAACUGGUCCAUGUUCUUUUUAUUAUUAUCUGAUGGUCUUUUGAUAAAAAAAAAAAUCUGUCUGUAAAUAUAUUCUAGGCUGACUAAUUGUCUGAAAAAGCCUAGUCUUGUCAAGUAGUUUCUUGGUUUUUUUUUUCCCCUCCUCAUCUCCCUCCUUGAAGAUUUCGUUUCGCUGUCCCAGUGCAGUUCUCGAAUGUCUGUCCACAUAAUGGUCCUCAGUACUUAGUUCUCUAAAACCCACUUAAAGUUUUACAUUCAAAGGUUUUAAAGAUGUUAGCAUUAGUAUCCGACUUGCCUCCCUUUUUUGUCUUUUUUUUAUUAUCAUAAGUGAUCAGGUUACAGGUGACUUUCUUCAGUAUAAGUGAAAUCUUCUGAUCUAUAUUGGUGGCAAGUCUCUUUAUCAUUUCUUUCUAUCUUGAUUUCUUUUUAACAUACUGCAAAUAAACAAUAUCUUUAGAAUUUGUGUCAGCAUGUGAAGCAGUAGGUUCAGAAAUGAUCAAGUUCAGAUCUACUUACCUUUAAGUGAAAAAUUUAAACAUUUUUUUGGCCCAACUUGAACAGAUUUCUUUUCCAUUAUGAUUAAAUGCAAACAGAUUUUAAUGGAUGCACUGCUUUACCUAAUGUGUGAAGUCAUAUCUGUUUGUUCUGCUGGAAACCUUUCUUUAAAGUCUCAAUAAAAAAAAGAAAAAAGCA